Xylona heveae TC161 is the source of this 1006-nucleotide messenger RNA. RefSeq names its product Sm-like ribonucleo protein. Gene Ontology annotation, molecular function: RNA binding. The transcript has 6 exons. Bases 112 to 762 code for a protein of 216 amino acids. Gene Ontology annotation, biological process: mRNA splicing, via spliceosome. The record is from RefSeq and is a predicted model, not a curated record. Gene Ontology annotation, cellular component: U4/U6 x U5 tri-snRNP complex; U5 snRNP; U1 snRNP. Lineage: Eukaryota; Fungi; Ascomycota; Xylonomycetes; Xylonales; Xylonaceae.
AGUGUAGAGGAGAGCUCCCAGAUCAGCAUAUCUCUAGUAGGAUCAUCUGAACAGACGAUCUCGAAAUUUAAAUCUUUGGAACAUUGAGCGCACUCCGUGCAUCUUUUCAAGAUGGCGGCCAAUAAGCAAGGAAAGAUGCAAAACCUCAUCAACUACCGCAUGAGGGUGACGUUGAAUGACGGACGGCAGAUGACUGGACAAAUGUUGGCGUUUGACAAGCAUAUGAACCUCGUUCUCGCGGAUACAGAAGAGUUCCGCCGUGUAAAGCGCAAGCCGACGAAGGCACAGGCUGCUCCCGGCAGCACCGCUCCGGCUCUCGUAGAGUCUGAAGAGAAGCGAACACUAGGUCUUGCGAUCGUCCGUGGUACUCAUAUCAUUUCCCUCUCAGUCGAUGGACCUCCCCCCGCAGACCCUUCCGCGCGUCUUGGAACGAAUGCUCCUGGUGGCGCCGCAGGAGCAGCACCUCCAACGUUGGCUGCUGGACCUGGUAUUAGCAGACCUGCUGGUAGAGGACUUCCUCUCAGCGGUCCCGCCGCCGGUGUUGGCGGACCCGCCCCAGGUUUUGGAGGAUUCCCGCCCGCUGGCUUCCCUGGAUCCGCACCUCCCCCUGGAUUUCCUGGUCGCGCUGGCCCUCCUGGUUUCGCCCAAGGCUUCCCCGGUGCGCCUGCCGGUGGUCCUCCUGGAUUUUCUGGAGCGCCGGGCUUUCAAGCCCCUCCUGGUCAAGGCAGAGGAUUUCCCCCGCCAGGAUUUGGCGGCCGAUGAACGAUUUAGGACAUGGUUAGAUUCUCCAUUAAUCGUCAACUCUUACGCCGAACAGAUGGCGCGAGAGCUAUCAGUGCCUUUGUUUUCCCAUUAGACGAGCUUAAAGCCGCCGUUACCGUUUCUAUUUCUUGAGUCAUUCAAUUUUGGCGUUAGGGAGAAGGCUCCAACUGCUCUUGCAUUGCCAAAAGCGUUUCAUGGGAUGUACAUGGUCCAUUAGGGAAAAACAAAUCAAAUGCAUUGAGCA